Messenger RNA from Saxophila tyrrhenica, 1593 nucleotides. RefSeq lists its product as uncharacterized. NCBI's taxonomy places the organism in Eukaryota, Fungi, Ascomycota, Dothideomycetes, Mycosphaerellales, Extremaceae. The coding region runs from base 1 to 1593 and encodes 530 amino acids. The record is from RefSeq and is a predicted model, not a curated record. The transcript has 2 exons.
AUGGCUCCAAUAGUCGAGGCGACGUCUCUGCAAGCGGUCAACGAGGUGGCGGCCAAUCCGCCGCUCCAUGCAAAUGCUUCGAUUUCGCCAGCCACCGAGCCGCUUGUCCUGUAUAUUGCUCGGGUACCAGGCAGCAGAGAUGUCUUUCUGACUCCCAUGAAGCCGCGAGAGAAGGUCGUCACCGCAGAAGACGUGCAGAGUUCGCUCUACUACGUGCAUGAUUACGAGCAGCCGGAACCCAGCCCACGGCCUUCCUCGGUGAACUCGAACGCUUCUCAACUACCUACGCUGGCCGAGUUACCCAAGAAAGUACCGCCGCCUUUGCCGAAAAGACGUGCGGUACCAGCAUCACCACCAGACCGUACAAGUGGUCCGCCAUACCCAACCGAAGAGUCGAUGCCAAUGGUUCAAGCAAUGCCAACGAGUCUCGAAGUGAAUGCGCAGAGAGUUUCACGAAAGCCCGUACAUUCCAAGGGCACCAAUACUAAUGGUGUGAACUCUCACCACAGUCUACCGGUCCUUCCACCACGGCCACUGCCGACUCCACCAGAAGAACCUCCGUAUGAAGAGCCGUCGCUGCGUGCGGAUAACCUCCGCUUGCUUCGAAGAUCUUCUCAUCUGGACGAACACCAGAAUCCUUUUCAACGUGACUACAAUAGCCACCCAGAAACAAUCAAGCAAUUGAAGCUUGAAUCCCGCCAAGAGCCGGGCUCGCUCACCCUCAUCCGACGCAGCCCCGGCUCCAGUGAGCAGUGGAAUGUGGCAUCAAUCUACGAUCCGCCUGUCCUUGAGGUCAGCUCAUCAACGUUCCUGGUUCCUGCCGGGAAGAGGCGAACGAAGAAAGGCGGCACACCAUUGUUCCUCGACAUUACCAACCCGGGCUACUCACAUUUCGUCUCCAACAACUCAGCCACUCAAUCUCGGACCAGCAUCUCAUCGUCUGCAUCCUCAGACAGCGCGUCCGAGCCGGCACCAGAGGGCACUUUCCGUCGCAGACUUUUCAUGCCCGGAUCUCGCUUCGCAGAGCACAGCUACACCUCGAAUCACCGGAAGUUCGCGUCCUUCAGUAACGCGUCUGAGGACUCCUCGAUCCGUCCCACGAUGCGGGAAGAGCGCCACAGCGUAGAUUUCAGUGCCGUUGGUGAUCGGAGGAGCAAAGGUUACAGCUUUACCACACCAUGGGACGGCAGCUGUGAGUUCGUGACAACGGCCACAGGCAAGAGCCUGAAGUGCCGGCACCGGAUUGGCAACGCGGUUGUUGAAGUGAGCGAGCUGCGAUUUAAUUUGCCCGCUUCCUCACGCGACGCACCGGCACCUCUGGCGAGUAAGCCUUCAUCUUACUUUCACCGUCAUCGACAUUUGCGAUCUUCGGAUGAUGGUGAUGAUGACGAUUUCGACGGCGGCUCCUCAAUCAUGAUCACUGAGGAUGGCAGGAUCGAUCUCUCGCUCGGUCAAGAGAGGGCUGGUGGUGGAUUCGGUGGUAAGCAAGCGAAGUUGGGUAAGCUGAUUGUUCAGCCGGAAGGCGUCAAAAUGCUAGAUCUGCUGGUGGCGGCCAAUGUUGGGCUGUGGUGGAGAGCCUGGGAAAGGGCGUGA